CAAAAGGAGAAAGAAUUAAGCUGAGAAUGAAUAGUUUCAACGACCAACACAGAAGGCACAACGCAACUUGGAGUUCGUUUCCUCUUGCUCUCUGCGGCAGUUCCAGCAGUGGCAGUGUGAGGAGGGUCGGUGAAGAGGAGGUGGAGGACGACGUCGGCGACGAUCUCGUGUCCAGAGUGGUCCCUGCGGUGACGGUGGUGCUGGAGGGCCGGUCGAUCUGCCACCGCAUCAGCCUCCACAAGCAUGAGAGCUACCGAAGUCUGGCCAAGGCUCUGAGAAAGAUGUUCGUGCAGGAUAAUACAGAAGAAGAAGUAGAAGUUGGUGGUCCUGAUGAUGAUGGUGUUGAUCUCUCCAAUGCAAUUCCUGGCCACCUUGUCGCUUAUGAAGAUAUUGAGAAUGAUCUUCUUCUUGCCGGUGACCUCAACUGGAGGGAUUUUGUACGUGUGGCGAAGAGAAUCAGGAUAUUGCCAGCCAAGAAGGGAAACUCAAGGAAGAAUACAAGAGCAGUAUGAUAGUAAGACACCGUUUGUUAUGCAAAACUAUUGAGUGAUAAAUUAAAAUUGAAAAUUUCUUAUAUAUGUGUUCAAAUCCUGCUCAUAUCUUCUUUAAUUUCUUGCAUUAGACAUAUUUUUUUCAUUUUGAUAAUGUAUGCAUAGCAUGUUUCUAAUGUUAUGUUCAAUAUUUAUUUUCAGUCCCGGAAGAAUUUUGUCCAAGAUAAUUAUAGAAGUUCUUCAUCACUAUUUAUUCAA
Molecule: messenger RNA, 749 nt
Organism: Neltuma alba
Lineage: Eukaryota; Viridiplantae; Streptophyta; Magnoliopsida; Fabales; Fabaceae
Product: auxin-responsive protein IAA33-like
Exons: 2
Coding region: 27-512 (161 amino acids)
Biological process (GO): regulation of DNA-templated transcription
Cellular component (GO): nucleus
Source: RefSeq, a predicted model, not a curated record